Sesamum indicum (sesame) is the source of this 831-nucleotide messenger RNA. The record is from RefSeq and is a predicted model, not a curated record. Lineage: Eukaryota; Viridiplantae; Streptophyta; Magnoliopsida; Lamiales; Pedaliaceae.
AUGGCAACAACUACUACUCUUUCCGUAGUGAAAAGUGACCCAAACACAAGCAUCAACUCCAUCAUUUGCAACACGCAAUAUUACUCGGGGGACGACCCCUUUGGCGAUAGCGUGGCUUAUGUUCUUGCUGAUUUGAUGAACGUCACCCCUUCCCAAAACCCCUACGAUUACUACACCGUCUCGCCCUAUCCCACAUCCGUUGCUUAUGGCCACGCAACUUGCAGCCAGGCAUUGGCCAAUUCCGAGUGUGCCAAUUGCUUGGCUUCGGCUAGAGGCGCGGUGUCUAGCACUUGCACAGGCAGUGUUGGUGGCCAAGUUGGGAUGGUUGAUUGUAGCAUGAGUCAGAGUGAAUCCCAGCAAAACACAAAAGUACAGUACUAUAAUAAUAAGAGAGAUCUAGCUAGAGAGCAAGACAAUAUUAUUAGAAAGAAAAUGAUCAGUCAAUUUCCUAAGUUCAUUGCUCUUAUCAUGCUAGCAACAGCAUUGUUUGGUGUCGCCAAGAGUGAUCCAAACACCAAUUUGGUGAACUAUAUUUGUAAUGGCAAUGGGUAUGCCAGUGGCGACCCUUUUGAGAAUAGUGUGGCCUAUGUUCUUAUGGAUUUGAUGAAUGUCACGCCGUCUCAACAAGGCUACGAUUAUCGUACCGUCUCCCCCUACCCGACUGCUGUUGCUUAUGGGCAUGCAACUUGCAACCAAGCUCUCAACAAUAAUGACUGCGCCAACUGCCUCGUAUCAGCCAAAACCACCGUGUCGGGAGCGUGUGCUGGUCGCGUUGGUGCGCAGGUUCAGCUUGGUGAUUGUACUAUGAGAUUUGAGAACUACCCUUUCUGA